Messenger RNA from Anopheles stephensi (Asian malaria mosquito), 2716 nucleotides. Its product is annotated as protein enabled homolog. The record is from RefSeq and is a predicted model, not a curated record. NCBI's taxonomy places the organism in Eukaryota, Metazoa, Arthropoda, Insecta, Diptera, Culicidae. Bases 1519 to 2505 code for a protein of 328 amino acids. The transcript has 2 exons.
GUAUCAAUUUUGUUAUAAAAUAUUUUGUUAAUUUAUUUUAAAAAUAACCAAGACCCUUCAUAAAACUAUUUUUUGCCAUUGAUAAUAUGUACUUUGUACAUACAGUGCUUCAAACGGCAAUCCGGAAAUUGGACCAUUGGUCGACUUUAAGGAAGAUUUUUUUAUUAGCUAAUCCGUCGGGUCGAGCGCUUUGGAAAGCUUCUGCUCCUUUAUGUAAGCAAAAAAAGCAUUAUUUGUGCUAUCAGUUGUACAAAACAGGUACAAACCGAUUAAACUAAUAACUUAUCAGAUUUUCGUUUAAGAAAUAAUCUCCUCAGACUAAUAUUCCGUACCUUUAUCGCCGUAAAUGGUAGCGAAUUCAAUUCUUCUUCUCUUUGCUUGGCACUACAACCUCGAGAGGUCUCGGGCCUGCCAUUUCUGGCUUUCUUGACUUGAUUUUACCCGUAGCAAAGAAGUCAGCCCUGCGUACGGGGAGGCGGUCUUCUGGAUGGGAUUUGAACCCCGGUCCUGACGUGUGAAGACCGGCACCGUUAUCGCCUCGGCCACCCGAUCGCCCCAUUUAAUUCAAUUCUAAAGUUUUAUUAAUACGGCGAGAUAUCGUCGUAUACCAAUGGUCGUACUCGUCCUGAAACGCAAACAAUUGUUUUAUAUCCAGGUGUACGAACUUCUGCUUGAAGCACUGUACGGUUGGGAACCCAAGCAACAAUUCACCACGGCCUUAAUUCAUCAUUCCCUCUUUUGGAGGGAUGGUUGGUUCAUGUUUGCAUCCCAAGCAAGGUAAAUGGAUAUAGGAGGUAGAGUUGUUUAGAGCAAAUGUCAGGUCCAAAGAGAGUUGAGAGGAGGUGUCGGAAUCAAACUGUUUCCGGUGUUGUUAAACACACCAUCCUGAUCGGUAGCGAUAGCGGUGGUAAUUCAGUCUGAAUACCAUUUUUUGCGAAACAAUCCCAAUGGAUAGUAACCAAGACGGCGCCCGGUGAUGCAUAAAACGAUUCCGUCAAAUCCAGUACGGUUUUAUUCUUUCUGCACAAAGUUCAUGAACAGCUGCACCCAUUCCGCGUGCGAGAUAUCCUGCGUGUAUAGCAUCCUUUGCAGCAAAAUCUGGAUUUAUUUGUUGCUUGCAGAUCGGCAAAAAAGUGGUAGUGAAAUCUUAUUGGCAUCUCGCAUCAAGUAGCCUAGGCUUAGCGUAUCACAGAGUGGGCGUAUCGGAACGUUGUUGGUAGCGGUGUGUAAUGGUGUUCCAGAUUGGAAACUCCUGAAACUUUUAUGUGAGGUUAUUUGCAACAAGAAUAUACCUCUUACCUUUUGCGUGACGGUGCAGUUGACAAAUCCAACAUAUUCGGUAUUCGAAUAGGCAUUCGGUGUACUGCCGGUAAGAACCAGAGCUCGUUCAAAACUAUUUGCGGGUUUGGCACAAUUCAUCUGAGCCGCGCAGUGUAUCAUCGGUGCCGGCCGGCGUUCCCAGAUCAAAAACGAGUGCAUGCGUGGGUGGCUUACAGUUAGCCAGUAUUUUCGAGCGGUAUGGCAGAUAAAGACAACAAUUUGCAAAAGAGCAUACAAUGCUCUAGCAGCGGAAAUCCGUCAACAACAAAUUGCCGAUCAUCAUCUCCACCACCAAUUCCACCAAGUUCAGCAAACAAUACAUUAGGUGCUUCCAUAGCUAUUUUAGCUAAUAGAUUACUAGUGCCAACUCGUUCCAAUCCCCCACCACCAUCUCCAUUUGUUACUCCUGAAUGCUCAUUCACAUCCAUUAAUCGUCCUGUUGUAAAGUAUGCUUCCACUAAAGAAAACAAACAUGGUCUUCCGUACCGCCCCCCAGCCUCCGGAAAACCAAUCAUUCCCCCCAAACCAACCGUACCAUCUAAACCAGCCAUUCCAUUCAAAUCAGCCAUUUCGCCUAAACCAACCGUACCAUCGAAACCAGCCAUUCCGCCUAAACAAACCGUUCCACCAAAACCUCCAAGUUCCGCUGAAUCUUAUUUUGGGCUGGCAAAUUUGUUAGACUCAUGUCCAUCCUAUUCCGGUCUCUCCCAAUUAGACAGAAUAGAAAGAAAGGUUGAUGUAGGAUUAGAGAUGAUGAAAAAAACGGCCGGGUAUAUAAAACUUGCUUUGAAUCGGGUUAAUGCAAAUGGACCCAUAGUUCCAAGAAACUUCACUUUAGAUAAAGUAAACACCGAGGAAGCUCUGAACAAGCUGAAUAACGUCCUUCAGGAAGGAUAUUAUAUGGCAGAACUGGUCAGCGACAUGACACACUUGCUAAAAAAUAUUACCGACUAUUACAAAAGAUUGUGCAUCCUAAUGGAUCUGGUUUUUGAAAAGGAGUUUUUAAAAAAAUGUAGCUGGACUGGGAGAGGAUUGCAUGAAUCAAAAAUAUGUAUGAGUAAAUAUUCUCAAAUUUUAAAGUUUUUCAAAAUAGUCGGUGGAAAUGAAGUUUCUAAACUUACGGACGAUCAAGUAAAAUUUUUUUUGUUAAAAAACUUUAUAAUAUUAAGCCAGUUGGACAAUUAACGGUUAAGAAACGGCGAGUAUCGGACUCUGAAGAACAAUGAAAUAAGGUAAGUUAGUUAAGUGAUUUAGGUUAAGUAAGUUAAGUUAGAUUAUGAAUGAAUUAGUCAAUAUCAUAAAAACUAGUUGCACAUUUUCUGAACUUUAUUUUUUCGAACAUACGUUAAAAUAUGUACAUAAAUAUAAAAUAUAGAAUACAGAAUACAGCAGAUAA